This is a messenger RNA of Chara braunii, 1433 nucleotides long. The record is from the annotation of a GenBank genome assembly. NCBI's taxonomy places the organism in Eukaryota, Viridiplantae, Streptophyta, Charophyceae, Charales, Characeae.
UGCGGUGGGCAUCAAAGAGUGACCUAGUGCAGAUUGUGUAUAGUUUUGUAGCUUAUGAGCGACAGGGAUACCACUAGCAAGGACGACAGGAUCUUGCGAUCGGCUAGACGCCCGAUAGCCCACUUGGCCUUAGGACCAGAGGGUGACCGGUUAUUGUUCCGCCGGCUUAGGGAGAGGCAACAGCAGCAGCGGACAGCUAGGGCAGCAGAGGCCAGCAGGGCGUUCGCAAGCGAAGCCGCUGCUUCAGCAGCCAUGGCAACUGCUGCGCAGCAGAGUUCCCAGGCCAGCAGUUCAAGGACCGUGAGGUCAACGGUUGCACAGACCUUGAGUCAGUCCACUGGCGUAAUGGCAAGCCAGCCAAUAGUGUUCACCCCUGAAGAGGUCGCCAUACAGCAGCCAGCACUGCAAGAGGCACAGUUACAAAAGGCUCUAGGAGAGAUAAAGGCAGAGAAAGAGAAGAUGAUUAGAAGAAGAGCCAGGAAUCAGUUGGCAGGUGAGGCCAACAUCAACAUGCACAACUUCCCCUCGUUCAACAAGAAGGCCCUGAACCUAGAAGCAAAGAUAAGGCAUGGACAUACACCCACGACGGACGGAAGGAAGAAGUCACUGCCUCCCAACUGGAAGGCGAAGGGUCACAUCAUGUUCGUCAAUAACGAUGGUUCUACCAUCGAGUUAGAAGACGACUUCCAAGCGGGAGCGGGUUCAAAGGCGGGCAGCGUAGAGGUUUCAGGGGGUGGAACAGCCGCUGCCACUGUCCAAAAAGGUAAGGCGACUGGUAGACGUCGUGGAGGUUCCUGGUCUAGGAGUCAAGUCGACCCUAACGCUCCUCCAUGGGAGAAAGCGGGUCUCACAGAGGACCGGUACACCAAGCAGGCCUGUAUUCGUUGUGGUCAAUAUGGCCACAACCAAUUUAAGUGCCGCAACAAGAAGGUGACCGAAAAGAUCCCGCCUACUAUGGGGCAGGCAUUGGGAUCCUCCGCUCCCGUAGGUAGCAAUGUGGCCAGCAGUUCUGGCACUGCUCCGAGAAACACGUCGGGUCAAUAGGAAUAGUAGUUGUUCCUGCUAGGGUCGAGGUGGUGGACACACCCCCACCAUCUCGAGAGAUGGCCCAAGCUACUGACUCCAUCGUCGUCCCGCAAACUAGCAAUCCUCUGUUCGCUAAAUGUGUUCGAGUCGUUAGAGGAGCUAAAGGAGGAGUGGUCUAGAUCGAAUCCGCUAGCUUCUUGGACGGCCAUGGCCAAAGCCCCAAAGGGUGCGUUGUUCGUUGGCGAGGUUGUCAUUGGCAGCCAUACGCCCGGGGCCUAUUAUGACACUUGCUCGACGCGAAACUUCAUUAGUCGCGCGUUCAUUGAGAGGUUGCGCUUAGAGGAGCAAGUGCAGCGCCUGAGUCGACCUGUGGAGUCGACCUUCGCCAACAAACAGCGCAUGGUAAU